Messenger RNA from Lachnellula hyalina, 2004 nucleotides. It is a transcript of the gene NGG1, whose product is annotated as Chromatin-remodeling complexes subunit. Bases 1 to 2004 code for a protein of 667 amino acids. The transcript has 2 exons. Gene Ontology annotation, cellular component: SAGA complex. Gene Ontology annotation, biological process: regulation of transcription by RNA polymerase II. Gene Ontology annotation, molecular function: transcription coactivator activity. Lineage: Eukaryota; Fungi; Ascomycota; Leotiomycetes; Helotiales; Lachnaceae. The record is from RefSeq and is a predicted model, not a curated record.
AUGCCCCCCCUUCCUAGUCAGAAAGGCACCGGCAAGAAGGGCAGAGACCCGCGUCAGAGUCGCAGUCGCAAUACCACGCCCAGCAUCAUCGGCACCUCCACCUCUUUAUCCCACACCGAGUCUGGUGAGACUGGGCUCCUCGAGCUUCCCAAAGACAAGUUCCCGACAUCGCCUGACUUUGGCGACUAUGUUGCGCUUGCAAUUCCCAGCUCCAAAGACUUGGAAGCCCUUUCCGACAAAUUGAAGCGGCUCAUGGCCAUCAUCGAGACUCGGGGUGACAUCUGCAACAAAGGAAUGCGCCUCAUGGUGGAGAUGAGAAAGGAUAGACAAGAUGACAUCGCAAGGCAAAAUCAAGAGCAAGAGGUCAUGGAGAAAAAGAAGAGAGAUGCCGCCGAAGAAGAGGAGCGGGGGAGACAUAGGGCCAACAAGCUCAAGAGAAGAAAGGAUACAAGCGCAGAAGAAAGACCAUUGACACAUGGCGCGCAUGGUUUGGCGCCUCAAGAUGGAACAAAUCUAGACCGAUCCUCACCAAUACCUCACGUAGGAAAAACAUCUCGCAGAUUAUCCGGCGACGAUUCCGCUAGCUCAUCUUUGUCUCCUGUUGUUGCGACACCUGCAGCUACUGGGAUGGAUGUUGACGACAAGGACGAACGGGCAGUCGACGAAGAAGAUUCCAGCUCCGACGAGCAUCAACCUCCUCCCGCGCCAUCAAUACCACACCUCCAAACCUUUGGCGACGAUCCCACCACAUUCCCAGACCCAACAGUAUACGAUAUUCAAAAUGUGACCCCCGAUAUGGAUGAUGAUACGAAGCGCAGGAUAUACUCAGUGGCCUAUUUCCCAGAAUCAAAUCUGGAGAACUUGAUCCCUGGGACGCCCCCCGAUAAAGAUUUCAGCAAUGGGAAAGCUACAAACCAAGUGCAAGCCAAUACCUUUGCUACCUACCUCGAGCCUUACUUCCGAGCCUACACCGAAGAAGACAGCGCCUUUCUCCGCGAUAGGGGUGACCGUACCACUCCAUUUGUCAUGCCUCGUCGAGGCAAGAAGCAUUAUAGCGAACUAUGGGCGGAGGAAGAUGGUGCUAUGGCUCUGGAUAAUCCCCUGCAUGGUCGUGAUAAGCUCCCGGCUAACCAGGGCCGUGGCAGCAUUGAUACUUUGGAUGAUGCUAUCGCAGAGACGGAUCAGAUUUCAGCUGGCCCAGUCUGUUCAAGAUUGUUAGCAACCCUUAGACCAGAGCAUCGCGCGCCGCCGUCUGAAGAGAAGCCGACGACAAAUGGACUUACAAAUGGCGAGGCAAACGUCAACGGGGAGGCCAAUGGGGAUCUCAGUGAUCCUUUUCAAGCAUCUGGUGAAGCGGCCCCAGUUCCUCCAGCUACCUACAUGACAGACUCUGCUUCAGAAUCCUGGAAGAAAGCCAGUCAUCCCAAACUCGAAUACUCGCAAGUUGACGAAAGACUCAAGCAAGAACUCCGUCACAUCGGUUUCUUGCCUCCUGAUCCGGACCCCGACUACGAAGCCCACUAUGACGAUGAAAUUGGUGUACGUCUACGCGCACUUCAGGCGGAGUUGAAGCAACAAUCCAUCAUCAAUGGUGCUCGCAAAGCCAAACUACAAGAUCUUGUCAAGGAGCGAAUGGCCCACCAAGAAUACACUACCAUCCUCGAAGAUCUCGACAGCCAAGUCCAAACAGCGUAUCUGAAGCGGACACGCACAAUGGGCAAGAGCAAGAAGAACAAGCGACCCGGUGGAGCUGGUGGAGGCAGUCACUUUGUUGGCGGUGCUACUGGGAUGGCAAGACCGGGUAUUGGCGAUAUGACCAAGACGGUCAUGGAGAGACGGAAGAAAUGGAUUGAGGGCAUUGGGCUUGUAUUUGAUGACGAGAGGAGCACUGUUAAGGUGCCUCGGUCUUCGAAUCCAGGCAGCUCGAUCUUCAAGCCGGAGGAUAUGGGAGAGCUUAUCAAGAGGGAGAAGGAGGCUUGGGACGAAGAUGCGGAAGAGGACUAG